GGUUAGAGUGCCAGCGAUACUCAUAGUACUCCAUACCUCUCUGGCUCCCUCACACAUACCCUUUCUCGCCGUCUCCAUCACUCAGCACCUUUCUCUCCUCCCCAUAGUUAUCCCUUUGCAUGUGUGUGUUUGUGUGUCUGCGUGUGAUUCAGGUGCCUCCUCAGCAUCUCGAACCUUCCGGUCUCCACAGGGGAAGCCGCAUCGCUGACGCUGUUUAGUGAUCAGCGCUUUGGACCAGAAUCUUUGCGGGUGUGUAAGAGAGGAGAGGGAGGUUAACAUGGGCUCCAGCUCCUCCUCCUAUGCCCCUAGAACCAUUUACCUGGAUGUGGAUGGGAAAGUGCAAAAGGUGGUGUUCAGUGGGCACUGCAGCCCAUGUGACAUCAAGGAGCUUCUGUGUUCCUCAUCUAACAUUCCCAGGAACACUGCCAUCAUGUUGAUGGACCCAGAAGGAGCUUUGGUCUCCAUAGAUCCCACCAUGCCCACCAACUCUCCAAACUCUCUCUACAUGGUUGUUCCACAGUCUACUGGUCAAAUUGGAGAGAAGGAGGACAUGUUUCAGAACGUGUUGUCCCAGGUGGCCGAUCAGUUCAGCAGAGCCUUUCGCAUUAACGAGUUGAAGUCCGAGGUCACCAACAGGCUAGCGAUGCUGGAGAAGAGAGUGGAAUUGGAGGGCUUGAAGGUGGUGGAGAUUGAGAAGUGUAAAAAUGAUCUGAGAAAGCUACGAGAUGAGAUGACUUCAAGAGGUGGUGGCAGAGUAAACUGUCCAUGCAAAUACAACUUUGACGAUGGGAAGAAGGUCACGCCAAGACGAGAUGUGCCCAACUACCCCAAAUACACGCUGUCUCAGGAGACUAUUGAGGCGCUCAAGAAGCCAACAUUCGACGUCUGGCACUGGGAACAUAACGAGAUGCUGAGUUGUUUGGAGUAUAUGUACCAUGACUUGGGACUGGUGAAGGAAUUCAACAUGAACCCCAUCACACUCAAACGCUGGCUGUUGGCCAUUCAGGAGAACUACCGUAGUAAUCCUUUCCACAACUUUCGCCACUGCUUUUGCGUUAGUCAGAUGAUGUAUGGCAUGAUUAACCUCUGCAACCUACAGGACAAGCUGACUCUCACAGAUAUGGGCAUUCUAAUGACAGCUGCAGUGUGUCAUGACCUGGACCACCCUGGCUACAACAACACGUACCAAAUCAAUGCCCGCACAGAGCUAGCAGUCCGGUACAACGACAUAUCUCCGCUGGAGAACCACCACUGUGCCGUGGCCUUCCAGAUCCUCUCUCUUCCCGAGUGCAAUAUUUUUGCAAAUGUCGAUCCCGAGGCAUACAAACAGAUCCGACAGGCAAUCAUCACCCUCAUCCUGGCCACGGACAUGGCAAGACACGGGGAGAUACUCGACUCCUUCAAGCAAAAAGCCGACAACUUUGACUUCGCCAAUGAGGAGCACGUGACGUGUCUGAAGAUGGUUUUGAUCAAGUGCUGUGACAUUUCCAAUGAAGUGAGGCCAACUGAGGUAGCUGAGCCGUGGGUGGACUGCUUAUUGGAGGAGUAUUUCAUGCAGAGUGACAGGGAGAAGUCUGAGGGUCUCCCUGUGGCUCCCUUCAUGGACAGAGAUAAAGUCACCAAACCCACCGCUCAGAUCGGUUUCAUCAAGUUCGUCCUCAUCCCGAUGUUUGAGACCGUCAUGAAGCUUUUUCCUCAGAUUGAGGAGAUUAUGGUUCAACCUCUGAGAGACUCGCGGGACCACUACGAGGAGCUGAAACAGAUCGAUGAUGCCAUGACAGAGGAGGCACAGAAGAAAAAAACUGAAAAUAUGUCAAUAGGCGGGAAGAAGAAGUAAGCUCUGCAGAGAGCGAGUGGUGUGGUAUCUGUGGGUCUUCUUUUGUGAUCACACUCAGGAAAGACUUAAAAAAAAUGUGAUUGAGGCCCCGGUGAAGAGAUUCUGUGCUGCGUUGUCAAGACGACAGAUGGAUUGGGAUCAGAAUGGGGCGAACGGAGAUUGUUUGGCUACUUACCGAAGUAAAUGUAGGUGUUAAGGUGACAUAUCUAGAAAUGCGCUAAAUGUAACAAGGAGGGAUCACUCCUAUAUUUAUCGGUUUUAUUUUUUAUUACAUUGUAUCAUAGUUUAAAGGACCAAUUUCUACAAAAAACAACUUAUUCAAAUAUUUAAACCAUGCAUUUAAAAAAAAGAUUUGGCUGCAGAAUGAAAAUGAUCUAUUGAUUCACUUUUUUUUCCAGUAGAAGAAUAAAAUGCACCAAAGUAGGAUGUUUUCACCAUGUUUUGAAUUGAUACAGUGCACAGAGUGUUUUCCAAAGAAGAUGCUGCUUGGCACUUCUUUUGUCAUGUUUGCUACCAAUGAGCAGAUAAUCAAACCAUCAAGUCUGUGUGUGUCUCUUCUCUCCAUCAACACUGUCAUCAACCGUGUUCAUUCAAAUUAACACACACAAGAUCCAAGGUUUUACACAUGACCAUUGAAAUAGUUUUUGAUAUUUUGCAAUAAAUGUGAAACUUUG
Molecule: messenger RNA, 2511 nt
Organism: Pungitius pungitius (ninespine stickleback)
Lineage: Eukaryota; Metazoa; Chordata; Actinopteri; Perciformes; Gasterosteidae
Gene: pde9ac
Product: phosphodiesterase 9ac
Exons: 20
Coding region: 278-1837 (519 amino acids)
Biological process (GO): cGMP catabolic process; signal transduction
Molecular function (GO): 3',5'-cyclic-GMP phosphodiesterase activity
Source: RefSeq, a predicted model, not a curated record